AUGUACAAGAAAAUCGGCGACGUGCGCAACGCGCCUGAGCCAGUCCGCAACGACGAGCGCCGAAACGCCAUGUACGAUAUGCAGGACAACCAGCGACAGCACACGCAGGAGGGGCAGUACCAGUACCACAAUGUACAACAGCAAAAGGUCCACCAUGACAUGACGGGGGGGAGUGCCGCACCGUACGCGCCCAACGACACGCUCUUCCAGGACACGGGCGACUACUCGGAGUUUGAAAAGUACCUGCCCAAGGAGCUGCGGGGCGGCAAGAUUGUGCGGAUGACCGAGGCUGAGCGCACCCAGUACGGCGUCAACGACCGCACGACGCCCAUGGCCGCCGGCGACCGGCGCGUCAACGGGGGCGUCUCCAUCCGGGCGCUGGACAUGACCGCCGACCCAAGCACCACAGUACCGUAUACUUCGCAACCAAGCACCACACACCAUCCUUCGCGACCAAAUACCAACAAGUACCCCACGCCCGACGGCGGCCAGCAUCCCAACACGUACUCGGGCCCGUCGUACUCGAACCCCCAGUACUCGACCUCUCAAGGGGGCCUCAACUACGCGACACAGGACCCGUCCACGCUGACCAAUACGCCCCAGAUCGCAACCAACGGCCCCUUCCUGAUGCUGGAGACCCAUGAACAGCUGGCCGCGGUGCUGAGCUCCCACAAGGUGGUGGUUGUGACACACACGAUGGACGGCUGCAGCGCCUGUGCGACCUUCUUGCCCGGUCUUGAGCAGGUGGCCCUUACACAGACCGAGCGGUACGGCGACAAUGUGCGAUUCGCACUGGUCAACGCAAAAUACCAGGACCUCAACCAGGACAUUGUGGCGUUCCCGACAACCCGCAUCUAUCUAUCCGGCAACGUGCUGCGCGAGUACAAGGGUGCUGGUUACGCAAAGAAAAUAUCAAAGGUGGUGUCUGAUGCAGUGUACGUGUAG
Molecule: messenger RNA, 945 nt
Organism: Sphaeroforma arctica JP610
Lineage: Eukaryota; Ichthyosporea; Ichthyophonida
Exons: 1
Coding region: 1-945 (314 amino acids)
Source: RefSeq, a predicted model, not a curated record